Bursaphelenchus xylophilus (pine wood nematode) is the source of this 1281-nucleotide messenger RNA. The record is from the annotation of a GenBank genome assembly. Lineage: Eukaryota; Metazoa; Nematoda; Chromadorea; Rhabditida; Aphelenchoididae.
AUGGCUGAAGGGACGGUCCAGUCUAUUUCGAGGCCCGUAAGUAGAGUAUUUUUUAUUUACCAAACUAUCCGAAUUUGCUAAAUUGUAGGAGGUUCCAUUUGCUGCUGUUAUCCCUGGCGGUGUAUUUCCUGGUCGGGCAGUGCUUGUUCGAGGUCAUGUGAAUGAUUGUAGGUUCAGUUUCUAAUUCUAGUUUGAGUGUUCAGCAAGCAGUCGUUUCAAUAUCGACUUUUGUUGUGGACACGUUGCUUAUGGUGAUCAUCGAGAUGAUAAGGCUCUUCAUUUCGAUGCUCGUUUUGAUCCACAGAGUGCAUGGUAACUUUCUUUAAUUAUGCAGACGACAUUUCUGGAUUUAGGCCGUUUAAAAAACCGGAUCGGGAUAUUGUUUUAAAUAGUCUGAUUAACAAUGUUUGGGGUCUUGAACACCGUGUUUCGAAUCCUCUGACUGUAAACGAACAUUUCACUUUGCGGAUUUUGGUAUUACGAGAUUACUAUAAGGUAAGUCCUACAUUACGUCAAGAGUUCUAUCUCUUAGUUUACAUUGAAUGGAAAAUUUUUAUGCGACUUUGUACAUCGUAUCCCGGUCGACAGAAUUGUUCUCCUUUAUAUUGCAGGAUGUCUGAGGAUUGAUGAAAUUCAAUAUCAGGGCGCUGUAAGAGUUUUUAACCUUUCACCGGUCUCGUUUGUUUAGCUUCAAAUAAACGACCUGGAUUCGCCUCAAUUAAACAGAACUGGAGAGCCAGUUUCAGUCAGUAAGCCAGUAAGUAAUAUUCUGAAGGUGUUUGGAAAUCGUUUAGGAAAUUCCAUUUGUUCACAUUCUGGAUGGGUUUGCACCUCCGAAGAGGAUUAAGAUUACCGGGACGCCCAAAAUGAAUUCUGAUCGAUUUGAGUUUGAUCUGAUGAACGACAAGGAAGAAUAUGUUUUUCACUUUCGGGUUGAUCUUCCAUCGAACAGGGCUCCAAGAGUAGGUUAUGCGCCUCUUAUUAGUUGUGGAUUUAGGGUGCGGUUGUCCGCAACUCGACAAAACGAGACGAAUGGCAGGAGGAAGAAAGAGAUAUCCCUUCUUUUCCGUUCAAAUUUGGCCACACUUUUGACCUCAUCUUAAUCGCCCGUAUGGAUUCCGUCGAGGUUUGUUCGUUCUUUAGAUUUCAUCUUACUUUUAGGUCGUGGUUGAUGGUCUUCCUUUCUGCACGUUUCAUUACCGUUUCCCUCAGACGGGUGGCAGCAUCAAAUCUUUCAAGAUUUACGGGGACAUUGUUGUUCAGAACGUUGAAUUCCAAUGA